UGUAUAACGAUCGCUGCGUUGCUCGGCAAGUCUCGCCUGUGAGCUUACGAACUCCGGACUAGCGGAGUAUUGAGAGACGGCCUCAGUUUUCUUUGUGCGCCAUCAUCUGCAGAGUGACGGAUCUGUCUGAGAGCUGUCGGGGGUUCGGUGAGGAUCAGCUGUAACUUUUUAUGGUCAAGAUGUUGAUGAUCGUGCUGCUCUUACACGGUGUGUGUGUGCUGCUGCUGUCUGCACCGACUGUUUCUGCAGUGUCUCUGUCUGUCAGUCCAAACCUUCAGCAGGUCUUCAGUGGAUCUUCUUCAGUGUAUCUGAGUUGUGUUGAUGAUGGACAGACAGCUGAUGGAUGGACAGUGAAGAGGACCAGAGGAGGACUCACUGAGGACUGUGGAGCAGCUGCAGGCUUUGGGAGGCUUCUUGGUUCCUACUGUGUUGUGGAUCUUUCUGCUCCCAGUGAAACCUUCUGGUGUGAGGACUCCUCUGGACAGCAGAGUGACAGAGUCUCCUUCAGUGUCCAAUCAGACACUACAGAUGAAGGUGUCAUCCUGGAGAUCCCUGCACUUCCUGUGAGGACAGGAAGUGAUGUUAUUCUGCGCUGCAGACAGAGGAAUGGUGCCACAGUCAAAGCUUAUUUCUUCAUCAAAGGAAUUUCUGUUGGUCCUAAACCAGAGCACAUCAUCACUAACAUCACGCAGGCUGAUGAAGGUCUCUACUCAUGUUCUACUGAUGAGGGUGGAAAGUCUCCUCAGAGCUCUCUGAGGGUCAGAGAUCCUCCUACCAUCAUUCAUCCUCCUCCUCACUGUCCUCCUCCUCCAAGCACCUCCACAAAUUUUGAUUCUCCUCUUUUGAAAAAAGAAACAGUCUGAGGAGGAGGAGGAGCUGGUGAUGAAGAGCAGCCUGUGUGUAUAUACAGGAUAAAGUAUAUACACACAUGAAGAUGCAGCUUUGCUUUGGCCUUCCUCUGCUAACAGCUAACA
Oreochromis aureus is the source of this 974-nucleotide messenger RNA. RefSeq lists its product as uncharacterized. Gene Ontology annotation, biological process: cell surface receptor signaling pathway. The record is from RefSeq and is a predicted model, not a curated record. Lineage: Eukaryota; Metazoa; Chordata; Actinopteri; Cichliformes; Cichlidae. The transcript has 6 exons. Gene Ontology annotation, molecular function: transmembrane signaling receptor activity. Bases 171 to 863 code for a protein of 230 amino acids.